GCCCUGAAACAUCGUUAAAGACAACUUCUUUCUUCUUCUUCUUCAUACUCUUCACCCAUUUUCUUCUCCUUGUCCUUUUUUUAUUUGUCUUUGCAUACAUGGCGAUCUGGUUUGCUAGAUCCAGAAACAUCGUUUCUAGCCUGAGACAGAAUCUUGGUUUGUCGAAAAUUCUCUUCAAACGCGAUUACUCUCAUCGUCCCGUUUUUAAAAAUUCUCAGUUAUCCUCUACGGUGUUUUUGGGUCCCGUCAAGAGCCUCCGUCACGAGUCUACGGCAGUGGAGAAACAGCCUGAUUUGGUUCAACUCAGUGAUGAGGAAGAUGCCCAGCUGGAAUUGGAUUUUCCGGGAGGCAAAGUCGGUUACACAUCCGAGAUGAAAUUCAUACCGGAAUCUUCUUCUCGGAGAAUCCCGUGUUAUCGGGUUCUUGACGAAGACGGAAGAAUCAUCCCCGAUAGCGAUUUCAUUCCGGUGAGCGAGAAACUCGCCGUGAGAAUGUACGAGCAAAUGGCGACGCUUCAGGUGAUGGACCACAUCUUCUACGAAGCUCAACGUCAAGGAAGAAUCUCUUUCUAUCUAACUUCCGUCGGAGAAGAAGCCAUUAACAUCGCUUCCGCCGCCGCUCUCAGCUCUGACGACGUCGUUUUGCCUCAGUACCGAGAGCCUGGAGUUCUUCUAUGGCGUGGCUUCACGUUGGAGGAGUUUGCGAACCAGUGCUUUGGGAACAAAGCUGAUUAUGGCAAAGGCAGACAAAUGCCGAUCCAUUACGGCUCCAAUAGACACAACUACUUCACCGUCUCCUCUCCAAUCGCCACGCAGCUUCCUCAAGCUGCUGGAGUUGGCUAUUCUCUCAAAAUGGAGAAGAAGAACGCUUGUGCAGUAACAUUCAUUGGAGAUGGUGGCACAAGCGAGGGAGAUUUUCACGCCGGACUGAAUUUCGCGGCGGUGAUGGAAGCUCCGGUAGUAUUUAUCUGUCGAAACAACGGUUGGGCCAUAAGUACUCAUAUCUCAGAACAAUUCAGAAGUGAUGGAAUUGUUGUGAAAGGUCAAGCUUACGGUAUUCGAAGCAUCCGUGUGGACGGUAACGAUGCUCUCGCAGUUUAUAGCGCGGUACGCUCAGCAAGAGAAAUGGCUGUAACAGAACAAAGACCAGUUCUCAUCGAGGCGAUGACAUAUAGAGUAGGACAUCAUUCUACAUCAGAUGAUUCGACUAAAUACAGGGCGGCCGAUGAAAUCCAGUACUGGAAAAUGUCGAGAAAUCCUGUGAACAGAUUCAGGAAAUGGGUUGAGGAUAAUGGAUGGUGGAGUGAGGAAGAUGAAUCUAAGCUAAGAUCUAACACAAGAAAACAGCUUCUACAAGCGAUUCAGGCGGCGGAGAAGUGGGAGAAACAACCACUGAUAGAGUUGUUUAACGAUGUGUAUGAUGUUAAACCAAAGAAUCUAGAGGAGCAAGAACUUGGUUUAAAGGGAUUAGUAGAGAAACGACCUCAAGAUUAUCCUCCUGGUUUUCAUGUCUAAAUCUAGAGGAAGUGUGAUGUUGAAGAUCUCGUUCUCAUUUACGGUGUAAUGUGUAUCAUGUACAUUGAUUAUUUAUAUUGCCCACGAAUCGAAUAGUACUCGAGGACGAUUGAAACCAGCAUUACGAGCAUCGUGAAACGGCCUUGAGAAUGUUAUAUUCGUCGUUUAAUAGUUGGUUAGUAUGACCGUAAUGCAAAAUUUGAACAUGUUUAUGCAUGAUAUAAUAAAAUAGGCCUCAAGAAAAGUUUCCUUU
Molecule: messenger RNA, 1767 nt
Organism: Eutrema salsugineum
Lineage: Eukaryota; Viridiplantae; Streptophyta; Magnoliopsida; Brassicales; Brassicaceae
Product: 2-oxoisovalerate dehydrogenase subunit alpha 1, mitochondrial
Exons: 9
Coding region: 99-1514 (471 amino acids)
Biological process (GO): branched-chain amino acid catabolic process
Molecular function (GO): oxidoreductase activity, acting on the aldehyde or oxo group of donors, disulfide as acceptor
Source: RefSeq, a predicted model, not a curated record